This is a messenger RNA of Erinaceus europaeus (western European hedgehog), 1957 nucleotides long. RefSeq names its product KASH domain containing 5 (gene KASH5). The coding region runs from base 16 to 1794 and encodes 592 amino acids. Gene Ontology annotation, cellular component: lateral element; meiotic spindle pole; meiotic nuclear membrane microtubule tethering complex. Gene Ontology annotation, molecular function: dynein complex binding. The record is from RefSeq and is a predicted model, not a curated record. NCBI's taxonomy places the organism in Eukaryota, Metazoa, Chordata, Mammalia, Eulipotyphla, Erinaceidae. The transcript has 20 exons. Gene Ontology annotation, biological process: spindle localization; telomere localization; homologous chromosome pairing at meiosis.
GGGACGUGACCCAAGAUGCGCCCUGGCCGCGGGGCUCUGGGGGCGCCCGGGGAUGCGCGGAGCCUGCCAGCUGCUGUGCCCGCGGCCACAGAGAGCCAGGGGAGGCCCAUGGACCUGCCCAGCAGCCGGCCGGGUGGCUCUGCCACCAAAGUGUGCCUCUGGGACCAGCCCGAGGAGGGCAGCCUGGGGACGCCGCUCAGCUUGGAGGAGCAGAUUCUCAACUCCACAUUCGAAGCCUGUGACCCUCAGAGGACAGGCACCGUGACUGUAUCCCACCUGCUGGCCUACCUGGAGGCUGUGACCGGGCGGGGCCCCCAGGAUGCUCGCCUCCAAACGCUGGCCUGCAGCCUGGAUCCCAACGGGGAGGGCCCCCGGGCCACUGUGGACUUGGACACCUUCCUGGUGGUCAUGCGGGACUGGAUCGCGGCCUGUCAGCUGGACGGGGGAUUAGAGCUGGAAGAAGAGGCUGCCUUGCAGGGGAACCUGGCCACCCAGCAGCUGCCAUCUGGAUGCCUGGAAGCUGAGGAGCCAGCCAACCUGGAGAGCUUCGGAGGGGAAGACCCCCGAGCUGAGCUGCCGGCGGCCGCUGAGCUGCUGAGCAGCCUGGAGGACCUGGAGCUCAGCAACCGGCGGCUGGCGGGGGAGAACGCCAAGCUGCGGCGCAGCGUGGAGAGGGCGGAGGAGGGCUCGGCGUGCCUGGGCGAGGAGAUCGCGGCCCUGCGCAAGCAGCUCCGCAGUACCCAGCAGGCCCUGCAGUUUGCCAAGUCGGUGGACGAGGAACUUGAGGACUUGAAGACUCUGGCCAAGAGCCUGGAGGAGCAGAACCGCAGCCUGCUGGCCCAGGCCCGGCAGACGGAGAAGGAGCAGCAGCAUCUGGUGGCUGAAAUAGAGACGCUGCAGGAAGAGAACGGGAAGCUGCUGGCCGAGCGGGAUGGCGUGAAGAGGAGGAGUGAGGAGCUGGCCGUGGAGAAGGAUGCCUUGAAGCGGCAGCUCUGUGAGUGUGAACAACUCAUUUGCCAGCGAGACGCCAUCCUCUCUGAGCGCACCCACGAUGCGGAGAAUCUGGCCAGGACUCUGGAGGAAUACAGAGCCACCACCCAGGAGCUGAGGCAGGAAAUCUCUCACCUGGAAGAGCAGCUGAGUCAGACCCUCGUGGACCCGGAGGAGCUGCCCCAGGGAGCCCAGGCGAGAAGAGUGGACUGGACCACGCUGCCGCCCCAGUCGCUGGGCGUGGAGAUCCAGGCCAUCCGGCAGAGUCAGGACGCAGCCGCCAACCUCAGCAGCCCGCUGUGUGGGGUGUGGCAGUGGGCCGAGGUGGUCAGCGAGGCCGAGGCCGAGGGAGGAGCUGAGCUUCCGUCUGAGGCCCUUGCUGCGGGACAGGGUAGCUUCCGGGGAGACUCAGCCCCUCCUGGAUGGGGGUGGAAGGAGCCAGCCAUGUGGUUGCCCAGGAGAGAGGACGAGGCUGAAGCGGAGAGCCAGGUCAUGGCCGAUCUCUCAGACCCUCCUAUUGGAGACGACCCAGGAAGCCCCCCCGAGAGUCCCACCCCGCAACGAGCCCUGGUGCCUGUAGAGACGGAGCUGGUUCCUGUUGCCCGGCCGGUCUGGGGCUGCCCCUGCCUCCUGUGCCCUCUGCACCCCCAGCAGCUCAGCGUCACUCGGCACCCCCUGAUCCCCCGCCCGGCGCUGGGCCUGCUGCUGCUGCUGCUGCUGCUGCUCUGGGCGCUGCUGGGCCAGUCCCCACCCCCCACCUGGCCCCACCUCCAGCUCUACCACCUCCAGCCGCCCCCCGUAUGACACCACCCCUGCCCGGUGGGCUCCACACCCUUCAGCUGUUGCUCCCCUUGCUGUCUCCUGGGACCCCCGUGCCAGGACCCCAGAAACGGCCCGGGGGCACACCCUGCUCUGGGUUUUACCUGCAGCCUCUCGGUGUUUUGAAACAUGUGCGGCCGAUUACUUA